Ictalurus furcatus (blue catfish) is the source of this 2148-nucleotide messenger RNA. RefSeq names its product histamine H3 receptor. The coding region runs from base 952 to 2148 and encodes 398 amino acids. Gene Ontology annotation, biological process: adenylate cyclase-activating adrenergic receptor signaling pathway. The record is from RefSeq and is a predicted model, not a curated record. Gene Ontology annotation, cellular component: membrane. The transcript has 3 exons. Gene Ontology annotation, molecular function: histamine receptor activity. NCBI's taxonomy places the organism in Eukaryota, Metazoa, Chordata, Actinopteri, Siluriformes, Ictaluridae.
AAAGACAAUAUAAACAUCCAUCCAUCCAUCUUCUAUACCGCUUAAUCCUUCUCAGGGUCACGGGGAAACCUGGAGCCUAUCCCAGGGAACAUCGGGCACGAGGCGGUGUACACCCUGGACAGGAUACAGUAUAAACACAUUGUCUUUAAAUCUUGUUCAGUUGGAUUCGAGUCAGGUGAUUGACUGGGCCAGUGUAACACCUUGAUUUUUUUUUUCUCUGAAACCAGUUGAGUUUCCUUUGCUGUAUGUUUUGUAUCGUUGUCCUGCUGGAAGCUCCACUCACGUCUCAUCUUCAUCAUCCUGGUGGAUGGCAGCAGAUUCUUCUCAAGAAUCUCCCGGUAAAGGGCUCCAUUCAUCGUUCCUUCAAUUAUAUGAAGUCUUCCAGUACCAUGUGAUGAAAAACAGCCCCACACCAUGAUGCUUCCACCUCCACACUUCACUGUUGGUGUAGUGUUUUUAGGGUGAUGUGCAGUGCCAUGUUAUGUCUAGUGGACACCAUUAAGGACCAAAAAUGGUAAUGGUUUUAAUGGUUAGCUGAUGGUUUGUAAUGGUAUUUGUAGUAGAACUCAUUAAAAUUUCUGUGAUGGUUUCUAUUGGGCAGGGAAUUUCUCAUUUAAAUAAAGACGACUUAUUUAUCUGGAUAACGAAGGCGAGUGACGGGGAAGCCGCAGAUGACUGGCAAGUUGCGACGAGGGGCGUGAACUUCGCGCAAAAGCGAAGUUCACAUGCAACUCGUGCGCACGAGCUGGUCCGCGCGAGCUCUGAGGAUUCCACAUGAUCUGCUAGAAUAGACUAGAUAGAAUAGUGUAAUGUCGCACUUAUAACAUAGACUCCGUUUUCGACUCGGUAUCGGCUGGGGAAUGAUGAUCCAGAAGCGGGACGCGCCGUGGCUCUGGCGCGAGCGCAGAUAAAGCAGUUGUUCUGGCGGUUCACGCGCGCCCUGGGUACCGUAUGCACGCGCGGAUGGGCGCAAUGCUGGAGCGCAACGCGUCUCGGGAGCGGAUGGACUUCAGCUCCAACACCUCGGCUCACAUGGGCAGAGAGCCGGGAUUCGGCGGGCCGGUGCUGGUGCUGCUGGCCGCCGUCAUGCUGCUGCUCAUCGGCGUGAUCGUGCUGGGAAACGCGCUCGUUAUCCUCGCCUUCAAAACGGACCGGAGCCUGAGGAGGCAGAGCAACUACUUCCUACUGAACCUGGCCAUCUCAGACUUCCUAGUGGGGGCCUUUUGUAUUCCAGUGUAUUUGCCCUACAUCUUGACAGGCAAAUGGAUGCUGGGCCGAGGGCUAUGUAAGCUCUGGUUGGUGAUGGACUACCUCCUUUGCACCGCUUCCGUCUUCAACAUUGUCCUCAUCAGCUACGACCGUUUCCUCUCUGUCACCAGAGCGGUGUCAUACCGGGCGAGGCAAGGGAUGACCCGCAGUGCCCUGGCUAAGAUGGCUGCCGUGUGGGUUCUGGCUUUCCUCUUGUACGGCCCGGCCAUCCUGCUGUGGGAGGUGGUGACGGGAGAGAGCCAUGUCCCUGAAGACGAGUGCUUUGCUGAGUUCUUCCACACGUGGUACUUCCUGCUGUCUGCCUCCACACUCGAGUUCUUUUUCCCCUUCCUGUCCGUGGCUUUCUUCAACCUCAGCAUAUACCGCAGCAUACGUGAGAGGAGGCUUCGCUACCAGCAGGACUUGUGCUUCCCCAAGAACCGUGGCAUGACAUCUCCCAAGCACGAGAGGCUUCGCUUGGUCACCUACAUCUGCCGUGGCUCUCUCGUGACGAAGAAGAAGAAGCCGGAAACAGAAGGUGAUCGUUCUUCGCCGUCCGCAGGACGCAUCGACACACGGAGUAUACGAAGCACUCAGUGUACACGCCUGAUUCAGGACAAGAAGAUCGCAAAGUCGUUAGCGGUGAUUGUGUGUGUGUUUGCUGUAUGCUGGGCACCGUACACGCUUCUGAUGAUCAUACGCGCUGCCUGCAGGGGGCACUGUGUAUCAUACCACUGGUACGAAGUGACGUUCUGGCUGCUGUGGCUCAACUCUGCCAUCAAUCCGUUCCUGUAUCCUCUUUGCCACAGCAGCUUCCGCAGGGCUUUCGCAAAGAUCCUGUGCCCCAAACACCGAACCACUGAAGCACCAUCAGAUAACGCAUCUAACAACCAUAGAUAG